CCUGUUUUCUUUUAUCGGUGGCUAUGGGGAGAUGUUUGUUUUUUUGUGCAGUCUUUUUGCUGUUGACAGGGUCCUUGCAAGCAGUUGUUUCAGCUGGAAGCAGCAGUGCUUUAAGGUGCAGCUUUGGCUCUAAACUGUGCAAGGACGCCUCUGAGUGUGUCCGCUACAGCAGUGUGUGUGACGGCGAGCCUGACUGCAGGGAUGGCUCAGAUGAAGACGACUGUGCGUCUGAAUGCAGCAAAGACCAGUUCCAGUGUGCCCAUGGAAGGAAGUGUGUAGCAAAGGAGCAGGUUUGCGAUGGUGUACCUCAGUGUCAGGACCGCUCUGAUGAGCUGCAGUGUAUGACACAAACAGAGGGCUGUGUUCACAACUGUGACAACCGCAGUCGCUGCUUGCCAGCGAGCUUCCUUUGCGACGGAGAGAAGGACUGUUUGGAUGGCACAGACGAGGCCAGCUGUGGGGAUGCUGAGGAAGAUGGGAAGGAAAAAGAAGAAGGGGCCGUUACAACCCCUUCUGUAUCUGUUGGUCCUUUGCCUGUCAAAUGUCCACUGGGUGCCAAAAUCUGCAAGGACAAAUCCGAUUGUGUCCAUUACAACCACGUCUGUGAUGGAGAAACAGACUGCAGAGAUGGCUCGGACGAGGAAGACUGUGACACAGCAUGUGAAACAGAGCAGUACCAGUGCGCUCAUGGAAGGAAGUGCAUUGAGAGGAGCCAGUUGUGUGAUGGUGUACCUCAGUGUCAGGACCGCUCAGAUGAAAUGGAUUGUUCCAAGCACAUGGAAGGCUGCACUCACCACUGUGACAACAAGAGCCGCUGCGUUCCCAACAGCUUCCUCUGCGAUGGAGAGAGGGACUGUUGGGAUGGAAGCGAUGAGGAAAACUGUGCCGAUGAGGUCUGCAGUGCCACUGAAUUUAAGUGCACCAGUGGCCAGUGUGUGUUGGCCACAAUGCACUGUGACGGUCAUCCAGACUGCAGGGACGGCUCAGACGAGGAGAGCUGUACCAAAGCUCUGGCCUGCACCACCAAACACCGCUGCCCCCACAGCAAGGAGUGUUUGGUACAGGAGUGGAUCUGUGAUGGAGAUCGAGACUGUAAAGAUGGCACGGACGAGAAGGAUUGUCCCAUGGCUCCUCUAACCUGUGGUGAGUUCCAGUUGUCAUGCAAGUCCAAGACGAAGUGUAUCCCUACAGCCUGGAGGUGUGAUGGUGUGAAGGACUGCGACGAUGGCAGUGACGAGACUGAAUGUGGCGCGGUGACUUGCCUUCCGCACCAGUUCCACUGUAGAAGUCAGGAAUGCCUGGAUCCAUCCCUGGUGUGUAAUGGAAUUACUAACUGCGCAGACGGCUCUGAUGAGGGAGGAAGCUGCCAAACGCGGUGCACGGAGGCCGAUCGGCAGCGCUGCUCCCAGAGCUGCUACAGUACACCGCAGGGAACGCGUUGUCACUGUAAAGCAGGAUUCAGGCUCACGGAGGACACGGUGACCUGUGCUGAUCUUGACGAGUGUGAAGGUCGGAGCCCGGGUGUGUGCAGUCAGCUGUGCGUCAACUCACCCGGCUCCUACAGAUGUGAUUGUCACCCGGGCUACAUCAUUGACGCCAAUGGACACCACUGUAAAAUCACAGGGGAACCUUACCUGUUGUCAUCGAUCCAGACGGACCUGUUUGUGUUUGGACUGCGCAGUGGCAGCCUGGAUGUGUUGUCCUCCACUGCCCAGAAGGCCAUCCUGUCUCUGGACUAUGACUGGAAGGAACAGAGGGUCUUCUGGGUCAGUCUGGACUCCGAGAGCAUCAGGUGGUCCUCGCUCUCCCAAAAGACCACAGGGACAAUGAUCACAGGCGUGAGGGCAGACUGCAUAGCUGUAGACUGGCUCGGCAGGAACCUGUACUGGAUCGACGGGGUGAACAGUCAGAUUGUUGCCAUCAGAUUGGCCGCAGGCCCCUUGAAAUCACUGGACCACAGUGUCAUCCUGGACGAAGACCUGGAUCAGCCCCGCUCUCUGGCCCUGCUGCCACAGAAAGGUCUGAUGUUCUGGACAGACAUCGGUAAUGUAGUGAAGAUUGAGCGGGCGGGGAUGGACGGCUCCGAGAGGAAGGCAGUGGUGAACUCCAGUCUGGGCUGGCCUGGUGGCAUCGCUGUGGACGUGAUCUCAGACAGGGUCUACUGGACAGAUGAAAGACUUGGGGCGAUUGGCUCUGUGACACUGAAUGGAGAUGAUAUCCGGAUUCUACAAACGAAAGAAACCACCAACCCAUUCUCGCUGGCAGUGUUUAAUGACAUGCUCUACUGGUCUGACGCCAAGAGACGAGUGGUGCAGGCUGCUCAUAAGAUCUCUGGCAAGAACCGGCAAGUUCUCCUGAAAAGACCUAAACAGCCUUUUGGUGUGAAGAUUAUUCACCCAUGGCUCCAGAUGGGCACUCGGAGCCCCUGUGAGAAAAUGUACUGCUCCCACAUGUGUGUGUUGGCCCAAGGACCCAAAGCCGUCUGCAAGUGUCCGUCUGGACUUUUACUGUCUGCCGACGGGCUGACCUGUUCCAGCCUGGUCAAUUCGGCGUUCCUGCUCAUGCUGUCUCCUUCUACGGUCACCCAGAUUUACCUGCAGUCACGUCUCACAGCGGCAGAGCUGAAGGGCUGGCCCGAGCACCUGGCCCUACAGUUGCCCACCGUCAAUGAAGCGGUCAUCAUGGACUACAACCUACGCGACAACACUUUGUUCUUGACUGACGAUGGCACAAAUUCACUUAGCGCCUUCAAACUGAAGGACUCGGACUUGGUGUCCCCGGGUCAGCUUCUCAAACUCCUGGGUGAUACCAUCACUGCCAUGGCCCUGGACUGGGUGACUCUGAACAUCUACUGGAGCAGCAGUAAACAGCCCCGCCUGCAUGCCACCUCCAUCAUGGGUGCCUUCACCACAGUUCUCAUCAAGGAGGGAAUUGGGAGAGUGGGGUCCAUCGCUCUCCAUCCUCCCAGUGGCAGAGUUUGUUUCACUAACCUGGGUCUGCAGGGCACGGGCACCGUGGCGACCGUAGAGUGUGCCAACAUGGAUGGUGCUGAGCAGAGAGUGGUGUGGAAGGAUGCCGUCCAGCCCUCAUCUCUGGUCUUCUCUGCUAAUGGGGAUGGAAUUUACUGGGCUGACACUGCUCUAGGAAGCAUCGGCUGUGUCUUGUUUGAUGGCUCUGCGUACAGAGAGUUGAAGGCUGGUGAUGGCCUGGUCGCUGUGGCCGUUAGUGACGACACACUGCUCUGGAUGACUGUCACUGACAAAACCAGACUCUGGUACAGAGACGAACAGCAGCAGAACAAAAUGUGGUUUGAAGUUGGUACACAAGUGGUCAGCCUGAAGGCUUUUAGCAAGUCAAGUCAGUCUGGUUCCAACAAAUGCACACACAACAACGGAAACUGCCAGCAUUUAUGCCUCGCCACCCCGGCAGGCCGGACGUGCAAGUGCGGCCAUGAUCACGUCCUGGUGAAUGCUACUCACUGUAAACUGGACCAGAGCUGCCCAGUGGGCAGAAGACCGUGUCUGGAUCAGCUCUCAUGCCAACCUAUUGAGAAGUUCUGCGAUGGUCGCGUGGACUGCUCGGACCACUCGGAUGAGAACUGUGUCGAUCAGAAACAAUGGUUGGAAGUCUUUGCUCCCAUCCAGCCUCACAGCUCCUCUCCACCCUCGUCUCUCCCUCCACCGAAACCCACGGACGUGAAGGCGACCCUGAACGUCAGUGGCCACCUCUUGAACCUGGAUACCCAGCAGUGCAGCCAGAAACGCUGCAGUGGCAAUGGAGAGUGCGUCAAAGUGGGUGGAGACACCAACUGUGAAUGCUCACUCGGUUACACCGGGGAUUCCUGUCAGGACCACCUCCUGAAGACCAUGCAAGGUCCCAUCGUGUACGGUGCUGCGGGGAUCUGUGUGGGCGUGGUGGUCAUCGCUGUGAUGGCAGUUGUGGUCAAGAGGAAGAAGAGUGCCAACAUGAGGAGAGCCAGCUCAGCAGCUAUGAAGGAAACGAGUAUGACGGACCUGAAGAACAAAGAAGAGAACACCCCGGCCCCAGUAGACGCAGAGAAGCCAGAGGAAGUGGUAUCGUCUGUGGACUGAGGCUGAUGAUAUGGACGAGCAGGGUUUUUUUUUUUUUAAAUAAAC
Solea senegalensis (Senegalese sole) is the source of this 4136-nucleotide messenger RNA. RefSeq names its product low-density lipoprotein receptor related-protein 13 (gene lrp13a). Gene Ontology annotation, molecular function: protein binding; calcium ion binding. The record is from RefSeq and is a predicted model, not a curated record. Bases 24 to 4091 code for a protein of 1355 amino acids. NCBI's taxonomy places the organism in Eukaryota, Metazoa, Chordata, Actinopteri, Pleuronectiformes, Soleidae. The transcript is spliced from 21 exons.